Messenger RNA from Catharus ustulatus (Swainson's thrush), 2071 nucleotides. Its product is annotated as cytochrome P450 2J2-like. Gene Ontology annotation, cellular component: intracellular membrane-bounded organelle; cytoplasm. The record is from RefSeq and is a predicted model, not a curated record. NCBI's taxonomy places the organism in Eukaryota, Metazoa, Chordata, Aves, Passeriformes, Turdidae. Gene Ontology annotation, molecular function: heme binding; iron ion binding; oxidoreductase activity, acting on paired donors, with incorporation or reduction of molecular oxygen, reduced flavin or flavoprotein as one donor, and incorporation of one atom of oxygen. Gene Ontology annotation, biological process: xenobiotic metabolic process.
GGGAAGCAGAAGCGGCUUCUACCAAAGCUCAACCCAAGUGGGAUGGCACAGGGAGCUGUGCUUCCAGCAGGUCUGGAAGGGCUGUAAAAACAUGAUACAGAAAUUUCAUAUUAGAAAAGCAAAAGGAUUGUGCAAGUAACAUACAAAUCAGAAAAACUGCAAUAAAAUAAUCCCCUGAGGUUGCAGAGGAGGAGUUCACCUGAAGCACAGCAAAAAGGGAACAGCAGAGAAUGUUGGAGGGGCCGUGCCUGUGAGGGCUCAGUGCUGGCCCUCAGGAAGGAAGUGUUGGAACAGUGGCUUUGUGGUGGGAAGUCACGAGUUCAGCACUUCCCCUCUGUUUCUGGCAAAGAUUUGUGUGUGUGUGGCCAGCAUGGACACAGCGUGGGGCCGAGGAAGCAGCUGGGGACAGGGCACCCUGCACCAUGGACACAGCUCCUUCCUCUGCCAGGUCUCUUUGGAUAAGAGCUGUGCCAACACAUCACCCAUCUCCCCCUGGCCCUGGGGGCUUCAGUGGUGCCCUGUGAGCUCAAGCUGCCUGACGUGCUGUGGGACACAUCUCUGCAGAGCCCCACUAUCCAGCCAUGCUUCACUUCCUCUGGGACAGCAUCUCCCUGCAGACAUUCCUCAUCUUUCUCUUCGUCUUCCUGCUCAUCGCAGACUACAUGAAGAACAGAAAUCCAAGGAAUUUCCCUCCCACUCCCUUCCGCCUUCCCUUUUUGGGGCACAUCUAUCUCGUGGACUUCAAAGAUCCUUUGGCUGCAAUGCAGAAGUUAAAUAAAAGAUAUGGUGACAUCUUUGGCAUGCACAUGGCCAGCAUGAAGUUUGUGAUGGUAAAUGGAAUGCGGCUGGUGAGAGAAGUGCUCGUAAACCAAGGGGACAAGUUCAUGGAGCGCUCUGACUUUCCCCAUGAUGAGGACAUAUUCAGCAAGGUCGGACUGAUCUCCUCCAGCGGGCACCUGUGGAAGGCACAGAGGAGGUUCACCCUGAGCACGCUCCGGAACUUCGGCUUGGGCAAGAGGAGCCUGGAGGAGCGCAUCCAGGAGGAGUGCCAGUUCCUGGGGGAUGUGUUUAGGGAUGAACAGGGGAAUCCUUUCAACCCUCAGCUUAAAGUGACUAAUGCUGUUGCAAAUGUCAUCUGCUCCCUCAUCUUUGGCAAUCGGUUUGAAUACCAUGACGAGGAUUUCCAAAGACUGCUGAAGCUGAUGUAUGAAAUGACUGCCCUCCAGGGAGCUAUCACAACCCAGCUCUACAACAAUUUCCCGUCUAUAAUGAAGUACGUACCUGGAGCCCACCAUACCAUUGUUAACAACUGGAGGUUAUUGAAAAAAUUUAUGCAAGAGCAGAUCAACAAACACAAGGAGGACUGGAACCCUUCAGAGAGCCGGGACUACAUUGACAGCUACCUGCUGGAGAUCUCCAAGGACCAUGACAGUGACACCUUCCGUGAGGAACACCUCAUUGCCUGCACACUGGACCUGGUGUUUGCUGGGACUGAGACCACGUCCUCAACCCUCCGCUGGGCUUUGCUGUUCAUGGCCAUACAUCCAGAAAUUCAAGCCCGGGUGCAAGCUGAGAUUGAUGCAGUCAUUGGCCAGGCACGGCCACCAGCCCUGGAGGACAGGAACAACCUGCACUACACCAAUGCUGUCAUCCACGAAGUGCAGAGGAAAGGCAAUGGUCCUUUCAAUGGUCCAAGAAUGGCAUCAGAGGACGCCUAUGUGGAUGGCUACUUCAUCCCAAAGGGCACUGUUAUAAUGACUAAUUUAACCUCUCUGAUGUUUGACAAGAAUGAAUGGAAAACCCCUGAGCAUUUUAACCCCGAGCAUUUUCUGAAGGAUGGGAAGUUCUCGAAAAAUGAGAAUUUUAUACCAUUUUCUCUGGGGAAGCGUUCCUGCCUGGGCGAGCUGCUGGCCCGUUCCGAGCUCUUCCUCUUCUUCACCUCCCUGCUCCAGAAAUUCACCUUCCAGGCACCCCCUGACACCAAGCUCAGCCUCCAGUCCAUGAUGGGCAUUACACUGGCCCCAAAGCCCUACAAGAUCUGUGCUGUGCCUCGGUAGGGAAGCCUUGGCCA